Messenger RNA from Sorghum bicolor (sorghum), 1506 nucleotides. RefSeq names its product outer envelope pore protein 37, chloroplastic. The transcript has 8 exons. Gene Ontology annotation, molecular function: monoatomic ion channel activity. Gene Ontology annotation, cellular component: chloroplast outer membrane. Lineage: Eukaryota; Viridiplantae; Streptophyta; Magnoliopsida; Poales; Poaceae. The record is from RefSeq and is a predicted model, not a curated record. Gene Ontology annotation, biological process: monoatomic cation transport. Bases 60 to 1277 code for a protein of 405 amino acids.
CUUGUUCACUCCUUGCUCUUCUCGCCACCUCUCUUCUGUUACCCAUCUCGCCGCAUCGCAUGGCGGCGCCGGCCCUCCUCCCUCCCCCUACCAUGGACGAAGAAGGCGCCGCCCCGCCCGCCCCAGCGACCCCUUCCCCCGCCCCACCCCCACUCCAGCCGGAGCCGAAGCCCCCGCUCCUGCGCCGGCUCCCGCCCGUCCGCGUGACCUCGGAGUUCGACAGCGAACGGCGCCUCUUCUCCCACCGCCUCUCCUGCCGCGUCCUCGACGGCGUCGCCAAGCUCCGUCUCCGCAUUAGCCAUGGCGCUGGGGGAGGAGGGAUCCCCUGGGGCCCGCCCGAGGUUGGGGUCCUGGCGCGGAACUUCUCCGUCGUCGUCGACCCCGCAACCCGAGGCGCCGUGCUGCGCGGCGCCGCCGACCUCGCUGGCUCCCUGCGACUGCGCGCCUCCCACAACACCAAGAACUGCCAGACUGGAGAGCAAUCAUAUAUUCAUGUUGGCUGUUCAGCACUCUGUUUAUCUAUGUCUUGCAACUAUGAAUAUGACAAAUCUAUUGUUUCUUGCAUUCAAUUGGAUAGGUGCUUUCAAUUCAAGUACCACAGUAGAAAGUUGUGGAGAGAUGAUAUUUUGGUUGUUACUGAGCAGGGGCGGAGGCAGCUAUCUGGCAAGGAGCAACAAGGAGAAGUGGCAAUUACUGCGAAUUUGAGAGAUUCACCAUGCAAGAUUGAAUUGUCAUCUCUGGUUCCUCCUAAUGCACUGCCAAGAGCAACAUUCUUCUUCCCAAAUGGUGAAGUCUCAAUUAAAGAGAAGAUUUUGGAUGAGGGUGACAGGAUUUUGUCAGUAAAUGGCCUUGUGAAGUCACAUGUUUUGAAUGGACUUUGCACAGCUGUGUAUAAUGACAAUGCGAUGAACAUUAAAUAUCGCUACAAGGAUGAUGAAAUAUCAUUUGUCCCCAGCAUCUCGUUACCAUCCAAUACUCUGUCAUUUGCAUUCAAGCGCCAAUUAACGCCUUUGGACAAGUUGAGCUAUUGGUACAAUUUUGACACAAACUACUGGAGCGCCAUCUACAAACACAAGGCUAACAAGCAUCUCAAGUGGAAAGCUGGCUAUGAGUCAGACAACAGGCUUGGAUGGGCAUCGCUUUGGGUUGGAGAUGCUGGUGGCAGUACAAAGGAGGUGCCAUUCAAAGCCAAAGUUCGCCUCACGCUUAAAGUUCCCCAGGACAAUAUGCGGAAUUCAACUGUAGUGUUUCAUGUGAAGAAAAGAUGGGAUUUUUAGUUUCUAUGGGCUCAAUUAGUGUUACAUCAUGCGCACAUAAGCAAGCGUGUAAUAUGUUCUGCCAAAUAAGAAAUGGAUGUAAAUUUGUGAUAUGUUCUGUCAAAUUGUUACACGCAAAUGCUAGGGAGAAAUCAUGUGAUGUUAAGAGAAGGAGAGAGAUCCAAUCUGAUACUCUUUUCCAACAAGAAAAACAACAUUCUAACCCAGAUUAGCCAUCAAAUUAUUUCUU